AUUAACCUUCUUUGGCUUAUGGAGGCAAGUGACGGCAAACGAAACAGGAAGCUGGUUGAUGCAGUAGACGAACGCAAAUCCAGUGGAAGUGGGAGCUAUUUUUUGAAUAGUGUCAGGCCUGUGCAGAUGGACCCUGACAAAUAUCCCGGUUUCUAUGUCUUUCAAGAAUCUGUUUUUGGAAAUAUCAUCUUACCUGCGAUCCCAAGAAAUGAGAUAAACAAAUGAAUACUGCUUUAACUGAACUUUUAUGAUAGAUUUCAUUCCAUUUAUCACGCAGCUUACUUUUUCUUAUACCCGUCCAUAUUUCUUUUGAUUAUUUUGUAACGUUUAGCUGAAAUUACAAGUAAAUGCAUUUUUGUAUAAUAAAAUACUGGUACAUAAUAUUUGCAAACUUUAGUGAACUUUACUCUAAUCAUCCACCUACGUUUUGUUUAGCUCGGAUUAUGGUCAUAUUU
Molecule: messenger RNA, 455 nt
Organism: Schistosoma bovis
Lineage: Eukaryota; Metazoa; Platyhelminthes; Trematoda; Strigeidida; Schistosomatidae
Source: the annotation of a GenBank genome assembly